This is a messenger RNA of Prosopis cineraria, 555 nucleotides long. Its product is annotated as blue copper protein 1a-like. Bases 1 to 555 code for a protein of 184 amino acids. Gene Ontology annotation, cellular component: plasma membrane. The record is from RefSeq and is a predicted model, not a curated record. The transcript is spliced from 3 exons. Gene Ontology annotation, molecular function: electron transfer activity. NCBI's taxonomy places the organism in Eukaryota, Viridiplantae, Streptophyta, Magnoliopsida, Fabales, Fabaceae.
AUGGCGGUGGCGGUGAUGAGCAGCAUCCUGUUGCCGAGCAUUGCCAUGGCAAAGGUACACAUCGUCGGAGACGACAAAGGAUGGGGUGCCGGUGUCGACUACCAGGCUUGGGCUGCCAAUAAGUACUUCGCGGUCGGCGACUUACUUGUGUUCAAGUACGCAGCGGGGAAGGAUCAUGUGUACCAAGUGGACGGGCCUUCAUUCCAUAGCUGCAGUAUUCCGACAUUUGGUGGAUUGUCGAGCGGAAACGAUGUUGUCAUGCUGGAAAUGGUUCAUCGGCGAUCACUGCAUGGGCGGUCAGAAGUUUGUGAUCACCGUGUUCUCCGCCGGGCUUCCAUUUUCUGUGCCACCGGCUGCUUUACCUUCCAGCUGGUGGGUCCCCAGGAAGAAGCCUUCCUCAUACUCUCUUCCUUGAUUGACUUCAUCACUCUGCCUCCAGCCUAUCUAUGUUUGAGAGCAUCUUCAUCUCUUCAAAUAAAUGAACAAUUGCUUUUCUAUUUUAGUAAUAUUCUGGUUGGAGUCUCGCCCAAUAAAUGUGGGGAUUCCAUUCCUUGA